CGCUACUUUGGGAGAUUGAGGGGUUUUAGCCCAUCCGAAAGUGUUCGGCACCUCUUGUCCGCCAGCACGCCCAGAAAAGCUCCAUCGCUGUUAGCAUCAAACAACGCAAGCGUGGAGGAAGCGUUUGUUUACUUUCCUCGGUGAACUCAAGUUUCACCACCAGCGAGUUUGACUGUGGUGUUUUGUGUUUUGCCUAUUUAAACCUUCCUGCAACUUUUCGCAUCUUUGUCGUCGUGCUUGUGAGUUCCAUAAUGUGAGCGAAAGCUUGUGCUUGAGGUGCCGGCUGAAAGACAGUGCUUCCCGUCGUGUGGCUAGUGAGAGUAUCAUCCGCUCCACUUUUGCGCACUCGGCCAAACGGCGGCAGAGUGCAGCGAUGACAGCGAAGGCAAAGCUUCUUAAGUUUUGCAACGUCUAGUUUCACGACGGAUGCGUAUCUUGUCCCUCGGUUUCCGAAUCUGCUGGAUUGAGAGCCCGCUUUCUCGGCCCUCCCAGAGAGGUCUGUUUCUUGACUUUUCAGGUGCCGCGAUAUGCCAGUCUCCGGUCCCCAUCAGGGUCGGCUAGCCGCCUCUCGGUGCCCCGGAAGUGUUUCCUCCGGAAUGGAGCUAGCAACUUCCCCAUGGCGUAAAAGCUCCCGGAAGGGAGGCGCUCGGCCCUACAGAUGGAACCAUUCGUCUGAGCCAGUUCGAAAUUUCGCAGGAAGAACUGCGUGACUUCAUUGCCUUACCAAUCCAGCUGGAGCCAUGCCCUCAACAAGGCUUGAGUGAGGAAAGGCAUCUACUGCAGCAUCCCAUGAACAGUGACACUCCAGCUUCCCACACGACCGAAAGAAGAAACAAGCAUCCACACAAGUGCAGCUACUGUGGCAAGGCAUUCAAGCAGAAGUCUGGCCUGCACAAGCACCUGCGGGUCCAUACUGGCGAGAGACCAUUCUGCUGCCACCUCUGUCCCAUGACUUUCACACAGAGAGAGGCCGUUGUACGCCAUGUGCGAACACACACAGGCGAGAGGCCAUUUCACUGUCCCUUCUGCCUAAAGUCAUACAGAGACUCUACGAAUCUGAGAAGGCACAAGGCAACACAUGCAUGGCAGUUCACUUCUAAUGUGUCAUUCAGUGCGGGGUCGUGGUCUCUUGAGCCAGAUUGUGGUCUCCUUGCCACAUGUACAGGAUUGAUAUUUUGCUCAGACCUCAUCGCCACACCUGUCCGGCUGGAGCUGUUCACUCAACCAGGCUUGAACGAGGGAGGGCAUCUACUGCAGCAUACUGUGUACGAUGACGUCGCAACUUCCCACAUCAGCAAACGGCCGCGCAAGUGCAGCUACUGUGGAAAGGGGUUCAAGCGGAAGUUUGAUCUGGACAAACACAUGCGUGUCCACACCGGCGAGAAACCGUUCUGCUGUCAUCUUUGCCCCAUGACAUUCACCCAGAAACAGAGUGUUUCGCGCCAUAUGCGAACACACACAGGCGAGAAGCCAUAUCAUUGUCGCUUUUGUCCGAAGGCUUGCGCUGCCGAGUCUAAUCUGAGGACGCACGAGGCAACGCAUAUAAGACAGGUCGCUCCCAAUGUGUCACUGAAUGCGGGGUCUUCUUGGCGCAACUCAUGCAGUGAGCAAUAGAGAAUUUAGUGCAGUGAUUUCAAUUAAUUUGACCUUGAUCAAUAUCAAUCAAUCAAUAUCAAUCAUAUCAAUAUCAAUCAAAUAUUGGGGGGUUGAAAUAAAGAAGAGGCAGAAGAAACUACCAGACACAGUGCUGCUUCAUUUGGCACUAUUACCCGAUUGUAGCAUGGCCCCAAAUGUAAAACAAGCACUUUGGGCAUAUAACAGACACUAUGUGCAAAUUAGUGUCCACUGUGAUAACUCUUGAAUGGCGCCUUAUUGCUAUAUGUUGGCCACAAAAUUUAGUGCUUUGUAUGAUCCAUCACAUGCUUGAUAUUCUGCAUUUAUCGAACUGCAGUAGAACCUCGUUAAUGUGUAUUAAAAAAAAAAACAUUGUGAAAACAUAUUUUCCAGGAAAACAUGAUUCAAGGUCAUUGAAAAUUUAUAUCGGGCUCAACUGUAGUUUAGAUUUGCGUGAGCCGAAGUAUUGCGCAAAUGGUUGCAGAACGAGAGAUUGACGUGCGUCAAGCCGGUGGGGAUCAAGCGGCCUCAGAUGAGCUUUGUCGUUUUCCUGUUGUGUAAUAUUUGAGACGCCUACUGAAAAUCACAAAAAAAUGUGGGCAGUUUCCACUAGUGGUGCAACCCUGUGUCUUAGCUGAGCUAGUUCUGGUUUUGCUUAGUGUUGCUAGGUUUUGCUAACUCUUGCGAGGUUGUGCAUGGCUUGACUAGGUUCACACUGUGUUGCUAGGUUUUGCUAAGUUUUGCAAUGUUAUGCAUGGCUUGGCUAGGCUCAUACCAUGCGUUGCUAGGUUUUGCUGUCUUAUGAGGUUAUACAUGGAUUAACUAUGCUCAUACUAAGUGUUGCCAAGAUUUGCGAAGUUUUGCCAAGUUCUUGUGAGGUCAUACACGGCCAGGCUGGUAAGCCACACAAGCCCCAGCAAAUCACAUGCAUACAAGCCACAGUACAAGCAACACCAUUUAUUAUAUACAGUGCUUCAGUACCAGUCGUCAUCAUCUUCCCUCCGGUCCUUGUUCUCUACGUCUGACUGUCAUCAUAGUCAGUGGCGCCCGGGAAGGCUUCGCGAAGCACUUGCAAGGCAGAGCCCUUCUGUUGAAAGUUCUUCACCGAGCUCACUGAAGAGAUACACAUCGAACCAGAGCUGGUCACAGAUGCGGCAGCUCUGCCCAAACUCUAUGCCAAGGAAUUCGCACUGGCAGUGGCCGUUCGCACCUCCCAUGGAUUUGCAGGCUUGGGGUUGGAAGUUCUCGGUGAUGCGCAGGCCCGGAACUGUUUCCCAAAGGUGCCUAGCAUUCAAUAGGCAGCGUUCGUUGUCCCUGCCCAAAUCUCGGGAUACUCGGCUUGGCGACAGCGUUUGCUGGCAGCGGCCUCGGCCUGAUGAGCAGGAUUGGCUCUCCUUCGCCGAUUGUAGUCCCACUGAGCUACGCGCCGAGCUUUCUUGUUGGUCACAGACGCGACAGCUGUGCCCAAACUCUAUGCCUAGAAAUUUGCGCUGGAAACGACGCACCCCCAUUUCUCAGCGGGCUUGAACCUGGAAGUUUUCGAGUAGUCGCAGGCUGGGAUUGCUUUCUUGGCAACGUCGAGCAUUCAGGUGCUGACUCUCACAUUCCUUGGACUGAAAGUCUGGAUCCUUGACUCGGCGGCGCCUCUUCUCAGCCACAGCUUCGGCACGGUCUUCCAGAUCAGCAUGACAGCGACGCAUCGCUUCUCGCUUCGCAUAACGGCGCUUUUCCUGGUAAGCCGCUUCUACAGGCAUCCGGACUUUCUUCGGUCUUCCCAUGGCAGCAGCACAUACGCACAGAAUAGAGGAGGCGAGAAGUGUGUCGCCGCACCGGCUGUUCCGAGUUUUUACUUGCCUGUGAUGUCAUGACUCCGCCUUACGCACGUGGGGUGCGAGGAGGUUACAUGACUCGGUGCUCUCGCAGGUGGUUGCUAGGCAACGUUAGGCGGUGCACAGCUGGGCUAAGUUUUCUUGUAACGGUCCACGGCAGAACUAAAAGCUUAAACAACUACUCUGUUAAAAGAAUUGAGCUGGUGGACAACACCGGAAUAUGAUGCCACCGAAGCAAAACAUGGUGCUCACUUCAUGCUGCCUAUAAGAGGGAACGAUGGAACAUUUGGGUUAUUGCCUUUGAAAAGCGUGCAGUAUGCUUUCAAUGACACUAUAUCACAUGCGCGUGCACAGUGCAACAGAUAGGUGAACAUCUUUAUCGCAAUAGGGUUGAUAGCGAUAUCCUGUGAAUGGUGACGUGCCACGACCCAUGAAAUAUGCUGGUACAAGAAGCGGAAUGCAUGCGUGCCAACAUUCUCAUGUGUCAAUGGCGAGAGAAUAGUGUGAGGAAGCUGCUCUGGCAAGUACCUACAGCUUUUCAUUGCAUUUGCCUUGUGCCUGUUCUUGUUUACAUCUACCAGCCAGAAAACGAGUUGUAUGAUCACAAUUUGGCAAGGUACUCAACAUUGGCGCAAAAAUAUUGUGUUUUCCUGGGAUGUAUCAACCGAUAAAAAACAAGCCUAACUGUAUUGGGCCAAUUUUUGUGUUCUCCAUCGCUAGUGUUGGCACCAGGAGAUUGUAUGAAACGUGAUUGUAUCAACGAGCUUCUACUCUACUGCACUAUCAUCGCAAAUGGGAUGUUAAUGUACGACCAGACUAAACACAUUGCUAGUUCAUCCUGUGAUGCGUGCAAUUCUCAGGAAUGCUGAAAGCAGCUGCUGUGACUUCGUUACCGCUAGCUUAGCAUAAAAUAAGUGAUCUUUUGAAUUAGAUUUUCUUAAUAAAAACUGUUAGCAGCACAUUGUCGUUGCCAUUAUGUGCAAAAAUGGUUCUGUUCACAUUUGAUAACAGUAGUGAUGAUCCUGGCUCUCAGAGUAAGCUGUUGCCAUGUCAUCAAAUAUGCUGACGUGGCAACAGCAAAAGUGGCAGACAUUAGAAUCUGUGUGUUUAUUUCCAAUAGGGAUCUUUACCUUGGUUGCCUAACUUCUCGAAAUAAUUGCACCUGAACCCUAGUGUAACGAACAUUGAUGUAAUGGAUUAUCAGUAUGAUAAAGACAUUUAUUAUAAUGAGUACUCUACUGCUGUAACAGAACCAAAAAAUAAAAGAUCUAGGACAUUGGUUAUAACGAAGCGAUUAGGUGUUCACUGUUUGCUCGCAGCUUAAAGUGUGUAUUUUAGUUGCAAAACUGUAAAAUACUAGUAAAUAACAAGGUUCACAUGUACCUUAGAACACAUGUUCCAGUUGUAAAAAUAGGGCUCAAGGUGCAUCCACUAAGUACGAAUCUAAUUGAUUCAGCUACAUUCUUACUUAUGUUUGCAUUGACCAUUUACUUCUGUAUAGUCAAAAGCUCAUCUGGUAAUUGGAGCAAGCUGUCUUGAAAGACAACUUCACCGAAAUUUCACAUUGGCUAUAUGUUGGUGGUGAAUUAAUAGUAUACACCACUGAAGCAAUCUUGGCAGAGCCAUGGGCUGGUAAUUGCAUAACCAUCUAAUUAGCAGCCCAUCAAGAGCACCAAGGACACAUUGCUUGCAUGUGGUGGUUAGUGGUUAAUGGUAGGUUAGGCCCAGCUCGUCGCUUCCAAGAUUUUCCAGUGUGUCAUGGGCAGCUGUGACCACCGUCUAAUCUCAUACGUCAUGCUGAGAAGCUAUGCAUUCUAAAUCGUGCAUCACUUUCGUUGAGCAGUAAUGGUAGCAUCUUUUUUUCUUCCCGGUUUUAGUAUCAAAAACAGCUGUUCUUGCGAACUUUCUAUCAUGCUUCCAAUCAUAUUGUCAUAAAAAUAAUUUGCACUAAAGUGCCCCUAUGUCUACACUACCUUAAACUAGAAUUUCUUCUCAGUCCAAAAUUUUGGUGGAGUUGGCCUUGAAGGUUUUGCACAUGACCACACAAAGGCACAAGAUUAUACAAGACUGAGGAAUAAGACAGCUGUUGAUUGUGUAUGACUCUUUAGGCACUUUUUUACUGUAUGGUCUAAUGAAGCGAUUUGUAGCAGCUGAAAAAUCUUUUGAUAGAGCAAUUGAAGUAAAACUCAGUAAUUAUAAACACAGGCUUUGAUGGACACUUUAGUAUCUUGUCAUCUGUAAGCAGUGUUCCUGUACUUUAAGUGGUCAACUGAUUCGGCCUCGCUCCACGAUUUUCUAGCCUUCCAGUUAGCUUGGGUUGUAGAGCGAUGACCUCGCACCUGUGUUGAACCUCUGGACCAGGACGAGUUCGUCACUUAUGAAGCUUUCUGAUAAACUUAUGUGGAUGACAAUUUUUUCUUUCCUUAAACUUUCUGCACAUUGCAGUUUUCUGCAGAAUCAAUUUUGCCAUAAACAGUGCUGAUGUCCCUGUAAAUGAACUAAUGCUAUGAGCAUGUCUUGAAGGGAUGCUUAGAAGUGCUAAAGCAAUUCAAAUUGGUAAUGAUUCCUUCUAAACUUUCUUCUCGUUCUCUUGGCUGAAGAAUGUUUAAAAUUGAUGAAAGUCGAACCUCGUUAUAACGAAGUCGCAUCUGACUCGAAAAUACUAUCAUUUUAUCCAAUAUUUGUUAGAAGCAUAUUACUCAUUACACACUGAUGUCAGGGAGAAAAAAUUUCUUGAUUGCUUUGUUAUAUCUGAUAAUUCGUUAUCUCUGCAUCAGCUGCAAUGAGGUUUCACUGUGCUACAUGGUACAGUAUAGACAAGCUUCCAUUUAAUGAAUUUUGCUGUUUGCUGCAUCAUCAUUGCAUUAGAAUGUUGUCAUGGGUUCUGCCAUAUUUCUCUGUAUUUGGGUGGCUUUAGCACAGAAAGAAUUCCCAAAUGUUGCCAAGUUGAGCCUCUGACUUGUUUGGAAUGUAAUGUAAUCCUCCAUUUUCAAUAAACAUUCAGCCAGACUCGACUCGAGAACUCGUCAAUAUUGAUGAUGUCAAGAGGGCAGGCAGGCAGUUUACUGCAUGAGUCACUAGAGGAAUGCCUGGUGCUAGUGCUCCACAGGAGCUGCAAGUAUGGCAGUUCAGCCAAAGUGGAAAUGAAAGUAUUCUCCUAAACUUCGUCCUUACGGCUUCAAACAACAUUGUGGCUUUGAAAAUUAAUCUUUUUCAACAAAAUAUAUUGUUACAAAUGCCAUGAUUCACUGGAAUUACCGUAUUUACUCGCAUAAUGAUUGCACUUUUUUCCCCAAAAAUAUGCGCAACAUUGGGGGUGCGUUUAUUAUGCGAGGUAAAAUUAUGAGAGAAUUUUUUUCCGCAGUCACUUCUAUAAAAGUCAGUUUCGCUCGAAAUGUGAUCUAUUGAUUGCGAUAGCAAAUGUGCAGACAGGUACACGAAGUAAGGAUAAUAGUUUUAUCGGCUGUAUACACUUGCAAACAUUCGCUUCAACACAAACUGAGCUGCGAGAAUGCAGCACGCACGAAGGUAUCAGCCGCCAUCGACUCAGCCCCCAACGCAGAUUGCUUUGAAGGUAAUUAAGGCACGCUGUAGCCGCGCACGCAGUUGCUGCCGAAGUAAAACGCUGCCCCCCACCUCAGCGCCAUGCGGGCGAUGGAAGACGGCGUGCUUCCUUCAACAAAAGAAAACGGAUUCCCCUACACUUCCAAUAUUCGAUAAAUGGCCACAGUCUUUCUUCAUUAGAGUUAUAAAUACCUGGGUGUCAUGAUCACGUCUGAUCUCAGGUGGAACACACAUAUUAACUGCAUACAAAAAAAGGCCAUGAAGAAGCUUGGGUAUCUGAAACGUUCUCUACAUCAGUCGACAGAAGAAAUAAAGUUACUGCCAUAUAAAACAUUUGUUAGAUCGAUUCUUGAAUAUGCUUCCGUCUUAUGGGACCCAUUUACUGAAGUAAACAUAAGAAAACUCGAAAGUGUCAAAAAGAAUAAUAAAAUUCGUCUUUAAUUCAUACAGCUGGCACACAUCUCCGACUCUGCUGCUAGAAAAAGCUAAUUUAGAAACAUUUCAACUAAGACAUCAUUGUGAUAGGUUGAAAUAUAUGUAUUAAUAUAUCAUGAUAAUCUGCGUAUCAAUAAGGAAUUGUACAUUCAACAGGUGACUCGUCGUUCCACACGAGGAAAUCACUCGCUCUACCAUCUGGUGAAUCGACCUCCAGGCAGAACCCAACCACGUGCACAGGCUCAAACACAAUCAUCACUGUUGCCUUUUGCAAUGGUGGCACAAUGUAGCGGUUAGAGCACUCGGCUACAUAGCGGUAGGAGUGGCAGUGGGGCAAUGGAUCGAAUCCUCGCUGUGGCCACUUUCUAUUUUUAGUUAGACAUAUGUGACAUAAUCUGUGUGCCGUCUUUCUGCCAUGGCUUGCUGAUGACUGUGGGGUCACACGAUGAGCCAGGUAAUGCUCUCGCAUUAAAACACGCUGGCUGUAAAGUUGUAAAUUAGUUCCCAAACUACACAGGUCAAACACCAAAGUUAACGCAUCACCCUGUUUAGAGGUUGGAGCACAUCAGAUGCUGGCUUAAAGCAGGUGGCGAGUGUCUGCUGUGGCUAGGGCCUUCUGGUAUAGACGUAGGCCAGGAAGGUAAGCCAGGAGCUCAUGGGCUGUGAUUGGUGCUCCACUGACGUACGCCAGCCACAGGCUCAGGAGCACCAGGCAUAGCCAAGACUCCAGACCCACAGUCCGGCAGGCUGCUUCUUCAGCCCACGCUGCCUUCUUGUCUUUGCUUCUCGUUUCACAAUGGCAUCACUUCCCCAUUCCUUGCAUGCACCACAGUGCUCUCCGACGUGUCCUUUUUUGUUCACUUUCCUUUUCUCUGCCAUUGCACAAUCAUGUGUGUCUUCGUCAUCAUCUCUGUUAUGUUUUGGUUGUGAUGGCAGCACAUGCAUAACAUGACAAUGCGACACAAUGUUGUUUGGCCAUCAAAAAUAUCAACAUUUUGCCAUACAAACCCUCCUGUGACUUCGCGCCUGAUGGGAUUUGACCAUGUAAGAAAUUUGAAGCAUGGGACUUUCUUUGAUGCUUCCCAUGGAUGCCAGUUUUAUUGUCGCACUCAUGCAGAAGACAGUUGUGACAGAGCAGUGCAUAACACGUGGGUGACAGUGCUGGGGCUAGUGCUGGUGUCUUCUUUUAGUUGGCAAUAUUUGUCACACAGUGCUUUUCAUCAAUUGUGUGCUAAAGUGUGUCUUGAGAUAAUGGAAGUUGGCUGCAUGGUAUAUGACGUGUGUCGCUGGCAGAAAUUGUUGACAAAGCAGCUGAAACAUUGUGUCAUCAUCACCAGCAUAUUUAUGUCUGAAGGCAAAGGUCUCCCCCAUCAAUCUCCAGUUAUUCCUGUCUUAUGCUAUCUUGCCCAUAUUAUGCCUGCAAACUUUCUAAUUUCACCACAUUGCCUAGUUCUCUCCUGUCCCUGACUAUGCUCCGCUUCUCUUGGUGCCCAUCCUGUAACUGUAAUAGACCAAUUAUCUGGCCAUGGUAUUAUAGCCUUGUCACACGGCACAUGUAAUGUCAUUCAUAGUAAAUAACAUUCAUACCGAAUUUCAUUGCAACCUUGCGUUCCCUGUAUAAACGGGUGUACAAUACGGCAGUCGCAAUUGAUGGCGAUGUUUGUCGGCAUGCAUGCAGUUGGCAAUCAACAUGCAUCAUUUCAGGUUGCGCUUCGCCCUGCGCAAAUCAGUGAGGUGGUCUUCCCACACUUUCAGCAGUGCGUGCGUCUUGUAUUUGGUCCAGUGCGCUUUUUGCUUCUCAUUCUCCGCUGACAAAUCUGUAGAGUUGGCUUUCGUGGUUGGUAGAUAGGCUUUAGUGCUGCACCACAUUGAAAACGGUAUGCAGAAAUGGAAAAUAAGCAGACAAGCGUUUGUAAACAUGGCCAACAAGAGGUACUAGCAUCCAGUCGGAUACUGGGAACAACAAUAUAGCUGCACAAACUACAGCCAUCGUGCCUUACAGCAAAAAAUUAUAAAAUUAUUAAAAAGUUCAUAACAGCUAUUAUGACAACCUGUACGAUUACAUUUCAUUUUAACUUAUUGAUUUCAUAAUUUCUUGCCAAACCACUGUUGUUGAGAUUACAUAAGUCCCACUUGCAUGAGUUCAGGAAACUUGAGUUCAAUGGGCAAACGCCAUUAGCUGUGAAUGUCAUUCGCUACGGCCAUGUAGAAGCAACAAAAAUGGCAUCAAGACAUAACCUCAUUUGCUGCAAAUGACAUUACACGUGCCGUGUGACAGGGGUAUUAUGUGUCCUUUCAUGCUUCCAUUUCUUCCUCUUAAUGUCAACUAGAAAAUUGGCGGUGUUUGUUUGCACUAUAAUCGGCACCACUGUCUUCCUGUUUUGUAGGGUUGCGACUAUGAUUUUUCGUUCCACUGCUUGCUGCACAGUCCUUAAUUUCUUCUGAAGCUUUUUUUGUUAACCUCCAAGUUUCUACCACAUAUGUUAGUACCAGUAGAAUCCAGUGAUUGCACACAUAUCUUUUCAAGGAUAGUGGUAAGCUGCCAGCAAUUAUUUGGUAAUGCCUGCUGUGUGUACUCUAACCCAAUUUUACUCUUCUGUAAAUUGUCAUGAUCAAGGUCCCUUGUGAGUAAUUGGGGGAAAUUGGAGAUAAUAGAGAGGUCUUUGCACUGGCAAGGACUUAAGUAGGCUGAUGACGACUGAGCAGCUGUAUGUAGCCUAAGUUUUUCUAAACAUGUUGUUAUCUCAAGGCUGGCAUGUUUCAUACAUCUUCUGUGGUUUAGUAUAUGCAAUGCUAUAACUCCACGUGCUUGCAGACCAAAACUUACUCCAUUUGCAGUUUGAGAAAACAGCCAAAUAAUAAAACUAAGAAAGCCCUGCCUAAUGCCACUCAACCUGUUCAUAUAAUUGAGACAUGAAUGCAGAACACUUUCUUUGUAGCACUCGUGCAGAAGGCAAAUGUAGCAAAUAACAAAUGGUGACGCUGUUGUUUUCGUUUGCGAUAUCUUUGUCACGCAGUGCUUUUCCUGACUGAUGUGCUAGAAUGUGGGUUUAGAUCAUUGAAAUUAGUUGUAUAGCACAAAAUUUGUGCAUUGCUGGCAGAGGUUGUUGACCAUGCAAGAAGAACAGCUAUAAUGAAAUAAAAUUUAAAGCCACAAUCGCAGCUUGCAGCUCUUUCUAUUUGUGCAUUUCUAUGCGCUUUAUCUUUAGAUGGGCCUAGAACAUCAGGUUAUGUGAAAUUUACCCUUUCUUUGUGUGUGUGUGUGUUGCAACAUGUUUGUGAGGAUGGUUCAACAAAAAAUGGUGCUUACUGUACUAAAGGAAAAGCGCAGCUCCAAGCUAACAUAGCAUUUUAUUUAUUUAUUUUUUCUUCCAGAUAAUGGAACUACAAUAGGGGUUCUGGAGAUCUGUUCAUCUGACACAAGUUAAUCGUGAAAAACAAAAGACAAAGACUUCAAGAAGUUGAAUGGAAGGGCAGGUGGUCUUUUGAGCCAGAUUGUGGGCUCCUUGCCACAUGUACAGGAUUGCUAUUUUGCUCAGACCUCGCUGCCGAACCUGUCUGGCUGGAGCUGUCUCCUCAACAAAGCCUGAAUAAGGGAAAGCAUCUGCCGCAGCAUCUCGUGUGCAACAUCGUCAAAAGUUCCCGCAGAAGGAAACAACCACGCAAGUGCAGCUACUGUGGCAAAGAGUUCAAGCAGAAGGUUGACCUGGACAAACAUAACUCGCUGCCGAACCUGUCCAGCUGGAGCUGUCCCCUCAACAAAGCCUGAGCAAGGGAAGGCAUCUGCCGCAGCGUCUCGUGUGCAACGUCGUCAAAAGUUCCCGCAUAAGCAAACAGCCGCGCAAGUGCAGCUACUGUGGCAAGGUGUUCAAGCAGAAGUUUGACCUGGACAAACAUGUGCGUGUCCACACCGGCGAGAAACCAUUCCGCUGCCAUCUCUGCCCCAUGGCAUUCACCCAGAAACAGAGUGUAUUGCGCCAUAUUCGAACACA
This is a messenger RNA of Dermacentor albipictus, 11434 nucleotides long. The record is from RefSeq and is a predicted model, not a curated record. Lineage: Eukaryota; Metazoa; Arthropoda; Arachnida; Ixodida; Ixodidae.